Messenger RNA from Eruca vesicaria subsp. sativa (arugula), 396 nucleotides. The record is from the annotation of a GenBank genome assembly. NCBI's taxonomy places the organism in Eukaryota, Viridiplantae, Streptophyta, Magnoliopsida, Brassicales, Brassicaceae.
AUGCGAGCAAGGGGAGACAAUGGUUUGAUGGAAGAAGAUGAUGUUGACGCUAUUAUCGCGGAAAACGGUGUUGACUGCGAAAGCGAUUCCGAUCUUCCUCAAACCUCCGUGACUUUGCCACCGCUGCUCAGUCCGGUGACGUCGUCGCCUUGCGCACCGCCAUUGGAUAGAGAAGCAAAACAAAAGAACUUCAACAAUUUGAAUGGGAGAGUUGAUGAGCCCCUUGAGGAUAAUGACUCGGCACUUCACCUUGCGUGUCUAUAUGGUCACCUCCCUUGUGUUCAGCUUCUCCUGGAGAGAGGUGCUAAUAUGGAGAUCAAAGAUGAAGAUGAAGCCAUUCCUCUACAUGAUGCUUGUGCUGGAGGAUACUUAGAAAUAGUAGAGCUUCUUUUUUAG